AUGAUCAAGCAAAUGGAAAUUAUUGGCGACAGCAAGGUCGGUAUCCUCGAAGAAAAAGCGGACGCUGUUGGCCUAUGCCGACAAAUUGCUCUGAACAAGGACAAAGAUAACAAUGAUGAUGCCUUCAUGCUUGUCGACCUAGACGUUGUAUUCGAUCGCUUUGCUCUAUGGAAACGUGAACUGCCAAUGAUUGAGGUUGGUUUGGAAGUUUUUGGCAAUCUUCCAGAACUCUAGCA
Cylicostephanus goldi is the source of this 236-nucleotide messenger RNA. The record is from the annotation of a GenBank genome assembly. NCBI's taxonomy places the organism in Eukaryota, Metazoa, Nematoda, Chromadorea, Rhabditida, Strongylidae.